UGCAAAUCUCGCCAUCGAGAGUUGGUCGAACGGAAAAUUUGUUUAGUGUGCUAAAACAAAAACAGAUCCUUGCCACCGACUGUCCGUGGCGUCCGAUUGACAGAAGAGCGAGUCCUUUUGCCGAGGAGGAGAAGUAGGCACAGAAAUUAAUCGGGGACGCACAGACAGGGUGGAAAGGAAUUGAUAAGUUACGGGUAAAAUGGGUGCGGAUGACCCACUCUGCUCCGAGCCUCUCGUAUCCGUAGACUUCGAGGUCUUUGGCAAAGUUCAGGGCGUAUACUUCACCAAAUACGUCAGAGACAUAUGCCUGCAACUGAAUAUUUGCGGGUGGGUGAAGAACAGUAAAACAGGAACAAUUCUUGGAAAAAUGCAAGGUCCUAAGGCCCUUGUAGAUGAAAUGGCGGAGUGGCUGUCGACGGUGGGCAGUCCUGGGAGUGAAAUUCAUCAUUGCGAAUUCACGAACUGGGAGAAUGUGGUACGACCGCAAUUUCAGGGCUUUGUAAUUCGGUUUUAAUUUUAAGCAAGAGAUGUAAAAUCAGGGUGAUGGGUAAAAUGAAUCCGAAAAUUCAUUUCAUAUUUAUAUACUUCCAGUUGUUGUGAAAAUAACACCUUUUGAAAAAAAUUGUUGAAUGAAAAAAGCGUCGAGCAUAAUGAGAUCGAUGCGUGAAAAAUCAAAAACAAUAUUGCAUUUUUCAAAACAAGGCACAAAAAAAAAAUACUUGCCAUGUGAAAAAAAUGUUUCUCGGCUCUAAAAUUUGGCAAAUGAAUCGGAAAUUUGAAUAAUGAAACAGUCAAAGAUAUAAUUCGAAGUUCAUAUCAAUGUCCCAUUUUGUUAUGAGUAUUCUAUGGAAAAAAACACCGGUGAUCUUAUAGCAAGAGUCAUUGUACUCUUGUUUUAGUUUCCCAUUUUAGAAAUUUAAACACCAGGAUUAUAGGGGUAAAAGAAUUGAAAUGUAUCGACCACAGAGGCUAUUUUGUAUAAAUGAUACCUCUGGUGUAUACAUCUCUGAUGUCUCUCAGGUUUGGAUUAUAUUUAAUAUUUAAUUAUACAUGCACGAAUGCCGAGAAUGUGUGAGAGUAUGCCAUAAUUAUACUAUUUUAUUUAUAACUCGUUGAAGCUGUACAGUAGUACUUAAAAGUUCAAAAAUCUUUGGACUAGUUUUAAAGAGAGUGGAAUAUUUGAAUCAUAAGAAUUACCAACUAGAUAUGACAGACUUUUAGUGAAGAUUCUCUUACUUUUAUUGAAUUACUUUGAACUAUCAACUAGUGAAUAUUGUUUAGCUGGUCAAUGAUUCCUAUUUGUAUAGACUAGUAAUCUUAAAUCGUUAAGUUAAGUACUAAAGAAAGAAUAUGUGGAAGAAAGAUGUAAAAAAUAAACGUUGAAAAUUUUCGUCACAUCGUUCAUUGUAAUAUAUAUCACCUGGAAUCUGAGACGAAAAUGUGACGGCAAAUAAUACGUUUCAGUAGAGUGAGAAAUUUUCAGUUAACGUCCCGUCAUACCGUAGAAACACAAUGAACAAAAACUGUUACUCCUGCAAAACACUGCGGAGGGAAAUGUUUAUUGUACACUGAUGGCACGCGAAAAAGAACACGAUACCAGGACAUGGCGGCAAGCCAAUAUAUGAGAUCUUAUAUACAUGGCUACAUUGGGAUGGUUAUACAAAAAUUCUGAAAAGUCGAGCAAGGAAUAUAUCCAGAUUUUUUUAUUUUGUACAAAGUUAUACACAUUACACGUACUGGUAUCAUUAUUUAAAUACAAGUAAGACAAUAAUAUUUACAGUAAUAGGUUUCACGUGAUGAAUUCAAAUAGUUAACGUGUUAUUUAGUAAUCAAUAUAAUUUUAUUUAACAUCAUUAUCUGAUAACAAUUAUUGAAUUAUCUAUCUAGAUGUAAUUAACCAUUGAUGACGAAUAUGUUAAAAACAGUCAUUCAAAAUGCUCAAUGAUAAAUCACAUAAUGCUAUGUUCAAUUCGAAUUGAAAAGAUGAUUGAUAGAUAUAAUUGACGAAAACAAUUACCGGUUGCGAUAUUUUGGCUUUGAUGUAUGGCAUUUAGUGAACAGUCUGCAUCCACUGUUUCUGAACGAGUAUGUAAAGUAUGUAAUAUUAUAAUUCAAAUGAUAAUAACAGGGUAAUAACUUUUAUCCAUUACGCAUUCCCUGAUCUCGAAAUUUUUCACAAAUUAAUAAUAUAAACUAAAAUUUUUGGUCAUGCAUACUUCGACUGCGAUUUAGAUAAUUUAUCAUUUUUUAAGGAAUGUUUUGCUGAUCUAAUGAUAUUUGUAACAUCUCAAAUUUGUGUAUUUCACUGAAUUGUCAAGACAGCUUUGAGAGGAUCAUCUUAAUUCAUUUUGCUAAUCAUUUACAAUUCAUGAUCAACA
Neodiprion fabricii is the source of this 2378-nucleotide messenger RNA. Its product is annotated as acylphosphatase-2. Gene Ontology annotation, molecular function: acylphosphatase activity. The transcript has 3 exons. Lineage: Eukaryota; Metazoa; Arthropoda; Insecta; Hymenoptera; Diprionidae. Bases 200 to 514 code for a protein of 104 amino acids. The record is from RefSeq and is a predicted model, not a curated record.